Molecule: messenger RNA, 1008 nt
Organism: Symbiodinium sp. CCMP2592
Lineage: Eukaryota; Dinophyceae; Suessiales; Symbiodiniaceae
Source: the annotation of a GenBank genome assembly
AUGGCGGCAGCCCGCAGGGCCUUCAUUUUCUUUAGCAUCCUCUUCCUGGCAGAUGCCAUGUUCAAGAAGGGUGCGAAGCAGCUGGUGUCUUUGCAGGAAGAAAGCGCGCGAUCGCAAUCUGCGGGCCGGAAACUCCUGGCCUCUGGAAGCGACCUUCGUAGCUUCGGUAGGGGAUCCGGAAAUCGAAAAGCGACAGGAGCCCCAGCGACGUCAGCACUGCUAGCUGCCCAGCCCUUGAAGUGGAUGCAUACGUCGAAGUGUGGGACGUCUUUCCUGAAUGUAUUGAUCCACCUCCCUGAUGUGUGCCCAGGAGUAGACGACUCUUUCCAAGUGAACACAGAAGUAUUGGGUGACUUGUUCGAGAUCAACUUCGAGGGUCUUUGCCCUCAUGUCUGCGAUGGAAGGAAGUUCUUGUGCAACACCGAUUUGCAGGGAAUGCCGAAGUAUGCGCACGUGGGCGUGGGACACCAGUAUGAGUUCCUCAAAGGUCACCUUGUGACAAUGCUGCGCGAUCCGAUCCAGCGCAUCUUUUCUGCUUACACCGACCCAAAUUGGCCACAUGGGGCGGAGGACCAAGACAUCGUUAGCUACGCACGAUCAGAGGCGCAUGCCAUGACAUGUCAGAUCAUGGUAGAUGGAGAUUUUGAUCCACCUCCAGCAUCCUGCGGAGAUAUGAAGGAAACGGACGCAGAAGAAGCAGUGACUAGACUUCGUGAAGGCUUCGCCUUUGUCGGGCUCGUGGAGGAAUGGGACCUCUCCAUCUGCCUCCUCCACCGUAUGUUCGGAGGCGAUUGCCUCUCCUCGGACUUCACGGAUGUCCGGCCCACAUUUCCCGGAGAUUCAAAGAGCCACGACUACGACACCUCUGUGCUCGAAGGCUACGAUGACCCGGUCGACCGAAUGCUGUACAACGGAGCAAAGCAGCUCUUCAAAGAGAGGCUACUGGCAUACAACGUGUCUCAAGAGUCGUGUCAGCCGUGUUUUGCAGCAAAAUUGAAGAGCGCCUGA